Messenger RNA from Cuscuta campestris, 1915 nucleotides. NCBI's taxonomy places the organism in Eukaryota, Viridiplantae, Streptophyta, Magnoliopsida, Solanales, Convolvulaceae. The record is from the annotation of a GenBank genome assembly.
GUCAAGUAGAUUGAGAAUAAUAUCGUGAUAGUUGGAAUAUGAUUUAGAACGUAAGUCCGGAGUGUGUCGAACGAGCUCCCUCGUGUGGUGUGUGUGUAGAAUGAGAUUCCUCCUCCCCCUUCCCUCUUCCAAGAAGAGGGGUAUAUAUAAUGGGAGAGUUACGGCUAGGGUUUGCAUACAAAGACCAAUGGGCCAGCCCAACAGGCUGGGCCGCCCUAAAUAAGUAAUUAAUAAACGACUAACAGGCUGAUCCAACAAACUGGACCGCCCCGACUAAUAUUAUACAAAGAUCGGAUACCCCCUGUCCAGGGUAUCCAUCAUGAGUCCCCCACUUCCCGAGCCGAGAGGAACUCGAGGUGAAGUGGGAGUAGAACAAUAAUCCACCACGGAUGGACACCGUCUUCCUUGGUUUCUAGAGUGUACAAUCACCAUCAGUCGUCAUGUACAGUCCGUUUGUCGUCUUCAAAGAUCCUCCCACAAUCUCGUCAAUGUGUGACCCACCCCACGGGGGAUGCCUCAUUAAAAACUUGUCGAGGAAAAAACCCAUGAGGAUGGGAAAAAAUCCUCAGUCAAGAAAAGAGUACAUCUCAUCCCACAGAAUGGAUCAAGAAAACAUUGCUCGGGUGUGAGGUCUCCUGUGUGAAUCUCAAAAGAGGUGAUCUUCAAGUCCCCCGGACUCGUUGUCCGGAGUCGAGGGCUGUUCGACAUAAUGGAUUGUCGGCGAGUGCAUACCGACACGGACUACUGCGGUCUGAUACAAGGUGGGGAUGUCGAUCGCCAACCUCUCAUGAUGUGAGAUGUAACAAUCACGAGCCGAGCACCCGGAGUCCCCCACUCCCUAAGCCGAAGAAGAAUUCCGAGGUGAAGGGGAGUAGUGUCCAUGCUCGGCUCGGUGGGAGUCUCUGGCCCCUUCACGAGAUGGCCGAGGCCGAGGCCGAGCUUGAGUGGCUGAAGGCCGAGCUUGAGUGGCUGAAGGCCGAGCUCGAGUGUCCCACAAGAUGGUCGAGGCCGAGCUUGAGUGGCUGAAGGCCGAGCUUGAGUGGCUGAAGGCCGAGCUUGAGUGGAUGAGGCCGAGCUUGAGUGUCUGGGCCGAGCUCAAGCGGCUGAGGCCGAGCUUAGCCUUCUCAUCCUUCUAACCUGCAAAAUGAGUUCAAAAAAGAACACAGGGCGCUCGCGAGCUCGGAUGCACCGAUCACCACGCGGCCGAGAAAAGUAAGUCAACGUAUGAGUUGGGUCCAAAGUUUUAGACAAAAGAUAGGCCUUUUCAGCAAAGUGUGCCGAUGGUGUAGUGGUAUGGUCUAGAACAAACCUUGGCGUCAUCCUUAGUGAGACCGAGGUCUUCAAAUGAGAGCUACUCGGGUAAGUGAGAUAGGCACAAAGGAUGCACCCCUCGCCUUAGAUCCGAGAGCAAAUAGUUCACGUCGUGGAAGACGGAUAUAUAGGAGUGUGUCGAGAUGGACGGCUUACCUCGGCCUCGCGAAUAAUAUCAUCGCGGAUGAUUUGGAGUGCCUCGCGGGGAGGGCUUACCUCGGCCUCGUGGAAGAGGAACUAAAAUCACGUCGUGGGAGACGGAUGGGAGUGCGUCGCGGUGGACGGCUUACCUCGACCUCGUGGAAGAGGAAAUGAGAUCUCGUCGUGGAAGACGGAAAGGAGUGCGUCAAGAUGGACGGCUUACCUCGGCCUCGCGAUAAUAUCGUCGCGGACGAUCUUCAACACCUCGUAGGUAGGUUUUACCCGGCCUCGCUAAGGAAUGACUAAAUGAGUUGGAUCUGAGCCAUGCCCUGAGGCAGGUCGUUGGCCUGUGUGGGGUGUGGGAUUAAGCUUUGCACUCGUCCCACAUCAGGGCUUAAAGUGUUGAACACAAAGUGUAAUACCAUCGUUCAAGUGAGGUCCGAUCACAUGUGGUGGACAAGGU